Molecule: messenger RNA, 1248 nt
Organism: Apiotrichum porosum
Lineage: Eukaryota; Fungi; Basidiomycota; Tremellomycetes; Trichosporonales; Trichosporonaceae
Exons: 3
Coding region: 1-1248 (415 amino acids)
Biological process (GO): Arp2/3 complex-mediated actin nucleation
Cellular component (GO): Arp2/3 protein complex; actin cytoskeleton
Molecular function (GO): actin filament binding
Source: RefSeq, a predicted model, not a curated record
AUGUCCGCCCCCGAAGUCUUCCAGCUCUCCCUCGGCCCCCUCACCGGCGUCGCCUUUGGCCCGGACCGCACCCAGCUUGCUGUCUCGCCCAACAACAACGCGGCCCAGAUCUACAGCCGUGGGGCACAGGAGUGGGAUCUCCAGACCACGCUCACAGAGCACGACAAGCUCAUCACUGCCAUCUCGUGGGCGCCGAACACCAACCGCAUUGUCACUUGCUCGCAGGACCGUAACGCGUACGUCUGGACGCAGCUGCCCACUGGCGAGUGGAAGCCUGCCCUUGUCCUCCUCCGCAUCAACCGCGCGGCCACUUGCGUCAAGUGGAGCCCCAACGAGGACAAGUUUGCUGUCGGCAGUGGUGCCCGUGCCAUUGCUGUUUGUUCGUUUGACGAGGAAAACAACUGGUGGGUGUCCAAGCACAUCAAGAAGCCGCUUCGCUCGACUGUGCUCUCGAUCGACUGGCACCCCAACAACGUCCUCCUCGCGGCUGGUACCACGGAUGCCAAGGCGUUUGUCUUCUCGGCCUUUAUCAAGGGCAUUGACGCCAAGCCCGAGCCCACUGUCUGGGGUGACCGUCUCCCCUUCAACACCAUCUGUGGCGAGUUCAAGGCUCCCAACGGCGGCUGGGUGCACGACGUUGCGUUUACCCCCUCGGGCAACAUUCUCGGCUUUGUGAGCCACGACUCGGCCGUCAACCUCGUUUACCCCGCUGGGCCCGGCCUCCCUCCCCAGGCCCUCAUCACCGUCCGCACCCCGACUCUCCCUUACCUCUCGCUCUCGUUUACGAGCGAGGAGUCGCUCAUUGCCGCCGGCCACGACUGCCAGCCCACCGUCUUCGCGGUCGGCCAGAACGGCUGGGAGUUUAGCCACUCGCUCGACGACCCGGCGUCGUCGGGCUCGCGCGGCCUCACCCCGACUGCCACGGGCACGCGCUCCGUCUCGGGUCCCGGCCGUCUCAACAACGAGGCCUUCAACCUCUUCCGUCAGGCAGACACUCGCGGUCAGACCAAGCCUGCCCUUGCGGCCACCUCGGGUGCCGCCGCUGGCAUGACCCCCGUUGGCGCCGACGGUCUCCUCCUCACCGUCCACCAGAAUUCGAUCACCGACGUCGAGCCGUACGAGUGGAGCCAGACCGGCGAGGUCGCCAAGGUCUACACUGUGGGCAAGGACGGCCGCCUCGUCAUCUGGAACGUCACUGGCAAGCCUGCCGGCGGCCUCCCGGGCCGUAUGGCCGGUCUCCAGGUCUAA